Molecule: messenger RNA, 1683 nt
Organism: Daldinia decipiens
Lineage: Eukaryota; Fungi; Ascomycota; Sordariomycetes; Xylariales; Hypoxylaceae
Exons: 1
Coding region: 157-1683 (508 amino acids)
Source: RefSeq, a predicted model, not a curated record
UAUAUCGAAAUAUAUAACAAGAUACUUACCUAGGUACCCUACCUAUGUUUCUACCUUACUAACACGUCCGGCUUGGAAAACCAUUAUCCUUUUCGAGAUUUUGAUACUGUGGUUAAUAGGCACGUUAUUUCCACUUCAAGUCAAGUUAGCACAGCCAUGACAAACAACAGUGUACCUCCGAUGCCACUGGAGGCAUCCGGAAAUAUGACCAUGAGUAUGUCAACUACUACAGCGACAUCGCGAAAGUUACCGAUGCGGGGACCAGUUUCCCGGACGGUAACUGGAGUGCAAUUUCCAUCGGAUCAAUCCAUACAUCCCAGUCAUACAACAACAGCAACAACCUCGAGAACUUCCACAACAAAUAGCUCAUCUAUGGCCAACAUACAGCUUAAUCGAACUCGCAGUAGAGAAAAAGCCUUGAACAUGGAACGUAUUAAUCUAGCGGGACAACUCAGUGAUCAACAGAAGCUAUGCGCAAGAUUGGAAGCUACUAUCAUUAGUCUACAGGACGAGGUAACUAGCCUUAGUAUUAGCAAGGAAACACUCGAAGCCGAAUGUGAAAGGCUUCACGGACAAAUACAUGCGGCAGAUGAAAAUUCCAAAUCUCAGACUACCGAAGCUGAACAGCGAGAAAAGGCUUUGUCGGAUAAAAUUACAGAUCUGGAAUCCAGACUCAAUAAAAUACUCAAGAGCCUCGAGGAUACGAAAUACGACCUAGGCAUGGUUCAGUUAGCCUACACUCAGGUUGUCAAUGCUCGUAAUCAGCAAGUCAGCAAGGUCCAACAGCUUGAGCUAGACCUUAAGGCAGACCGAGCUAAAAUCCACGACCUCAACGACUCGUGCAAGAAUCUACAAGAAAAGAAUUACAACGCAGACCUUGCUAUUUACAAUAUGGAAAAGUCACACCAAUCGCGCGAACGCGAGCUUCAGCAGCGGCUCACUUCCAAAGGUACCGAGAUUAAGGACCUUAAGCGAGAACUCAACACCCUUCGAGGCACUUCUGCGGAUGCUGUUGCGAAGAAAGAAGCUGUGCAGAAAGAACUUGCAGCUCGGAGUGAUGAAUUCAAGGCAGAAUCCCAAAAGUUACAGCAUAGUUUCGACGAGCUACAAAAAUCCACCGCACCCUUCGACCAGACGAUAGUUAUUUGUGUUGAUGUCAGCGGCAGUGUAGCUUCAGUAAUCCACGAGGUUAAGCAGGUCUACAGAGACGUCUUGCAUAUCAUCAAAUCAAAUAACAGCAAUGCUGAAGUUGCUGUUGUGGUUCAUGGGAGUUAUGUGAAGAUGGAUCCUUCGCCUACCCAAACCAUUAAAGAUGGGACGUUUCGGAUUCUGGACGGCAUUAAUAGUAUAGGAACCGAAGAUUAUACUUAUUGCAUGGAACAAGCCAGAAACAUCCUUCACCGUGUAGGUGUUGGUAGCAAAAAGUGUAUAGUACUUAUUGGAGAUGGAGAUGCGAUCUGCUCGAGCAGUACCUCCCUUUUCGCAACUUGCGAUCAGCUGAAGUCCGCAAAUAUUCAGGCGCACUCAGUUAUCAUUACCAAUGUUCCAAAUCGGUGUAGAUACGCGGAGAUGCGAGCUAUUUCCAAGUCUACUGGUGGUCGAGUUGAGGACAAGUAUACCUACUUGUCGGCUAUUGAGGAAAUUCUCCGUCAUCAACGCGAGCAACAUUUCAAGGCCCUCUAG